Colletotrichum truncatum is the source of this 582-nucleotide messenger RNA. The record is from RefSeq and is a predicted model, not a curated record. Lineage: Eukaryota; Fungi; Ascomycota; Sordariomycetes; Glomerellales; Glomerellaceae.
AUGAAAAACGAGAUCCUUCAAGGGGAGCAUUAUCUAGACAUUGAUCUUGACGAUGAGAAUGAGGCUAAGCGGGUUGGCAAGAUCAUAAGACAGUUAAUGGUUGACCACAAGAACGCCACCGUUGUCCCAGGACGUCCCAGGUCGUCACCGUUGUCCCAGGACGUCCCAGGUCGUCACCGUUGUCCCAGGACGUCCCAGGUCGUCACCGUUGUCCCAGGACGUCCCAGGUCGUCACCGUUGUCCCAGGACGUCCCAGGUCGUCACCGUUGUCCCAGGACGUCCCAGGUCGUCACCGUUGUCCCAGGACGUCCCAGAACGUCACCGUUGUCCCAGGACGUCCCAGAACGCCACCGUUGUCCCAGGACGUCCCAGGUCGUCACCGUUGUCCCAGGACGUCCCAGAACGUCACCGUUGUCCCAGGACGUCCCAGAACGCCACCGUUGUCCCAAGACGUCCCAGGUCGUCACCGUUGUCCCAGGACGUCCCAGAACGUCACCGUUGUCCCAGGACGUCCCAGAACGCCACCGUUGUCCCAGGACGUCCCAGGUCGUCACCGUUGUCCCAGGACGUCCCAGGACGUAA